Molecule: messenger RNA, 756 nt
Organism: Trypanosoma rangeli
Lineage: Eukaryota; Euglenozoa; Kinetoplastea; Trypanosomatida; Trypanosomatidae
Product: thymidine kinase
Exons: 1
Coding region: 1-756 (251 amino acids)
Biological process (GO): thymidine metabolic process
Molecular function (GO): thymidine kinase activity; ATP binding
Source: RefSeq, a predicted model, not a curated record
AUGCUGUCAGAAGAGGCAUACGGGCAUAUUGAGCUCAUCAUCGGCCCCAUGUUUGCGGGGAAGACGACGGAGUUGAUGCGUCGGGUCCGACGCGAGUUGCAUGCGAAGCGUACCUGUUACGUCAUCAAGCACUCCCAUGAUGUGCGCUACAACAGCGAGUGUGUGUCGUCGCACGACAUGCAGGUUUUGGGCGCCACAGCAGCCGUUGCGGAGUUGCGCGAGAUUGGCGAUGCGUGGCGCGCGUACCAAGUGGUGGCUGUGGACGAGGGCCAGUUUUUCCCUGACAUUGUCGAAUUCUGCAACGUGGCCGCCGAUGCCGGGAAGACGGUCAUUGUCUCGGCCCUCGACGGGGAUUACCGCCGGCGCCCGUUUGAUGGCAUCUGCCGUCUUAUUCCCCUCGCCGAGACGGUGAAGAAGCUCAGUGCGGUUUGCAUGGAGUGCCACUCCCGCUCUGCCUCCUUCACGUACCGCACUGUGUCCUCUGAGAAGCGGGAGCUCAUCGGUGGUGCUGACAUGUACAUUGCCGCCUGCAGAAGAUGCUUCAUCAGUAAGUCGCGAAAGCGGGCGCGGGCGGAGGCGGCCAGCUGCUCGGCGGAUAAACUGGAGGACGCUCCGCAAGACCAGGAGGCGGAACCAAGGACACCUUCAACAACGGAGGCGGGGGCGGCGGGAUUCCCGUCACCGCUCAAAAUCGAUACAAAGGCCCCAGACGACGACAAGCACUGCACACCAAAGGAACGGCUUACGUGUGACUAA